AUGGCUAUACAAUUAACGGAAGAACAAAUCACGUAUACCACGAACACACUUUCCAAUAGUGCUCCGAGAGAUCGGUAUAUCUCCGUAGAAGAAACCACUAAUGUGGCGGAGGAUAGUAAUGCUAUUGAGGCCACUAGUCCGCAUCAAGAAUCGAGCCAUGAAUAUGAGUUGAGUCAAUCAGAAUCGUUAUCCUUCUUGUAUAAUCUUCUAUACGAUGAAAAUUCAGCGCUAAAGAAGUCAGAAAUUCUAAGUAUCUUAAAUGCACUAAAACUAAGAGAGGAUAAUUUACCAUUUUCGAUCCAGAAUCUUAAUGAAACAGACUGUCAGGGAGUAUCUUGGCCAUCGGGCCUAAGGGAAAAGAUUUCUAUUGAUAGGGGAAGAAUAGGAGAAAUAAAUUGGAUUUAUAAUAUUCCAAAGUCUAGAGAAACUAUUAGAGAUGUAAGUAAUUUAAACUUUCUACUUUAA
Debaryomyces fabryi is the source of this 465-nucleotide messenger RNA. RefSeq lists its product as uncharacterized. The coding region runs from base 1 to 465 and encodes 154 amino acids. NCBI's taxonomy places the organism in Eukaryota, Fungi, Ascomycota, Pichiomycetes, Serinales, Debaryomycetaceae. The transcript has a single exon. The record is from RefSeq and is a predicted model, not a curated record.